This is a messenger RNA of Galendromus occidentalis (western predatory mite), 1344 nucleotides long. RefSeq names its product glycoprotein 3-alpha-L-fucosyltransferase A. Lineage: Eukaryota; Metazoa; Arthropoda; Arachnida; Mesostigmata; Phytoseiidae. Gene Ontology annotation, cellular component: membrane. The record is from RefSeq and is a predicted model, not a curated record. Bases 155 to 1336 code for a protein of 393 amino acids. Gene Ontology annotation, molecular function: fucosyltransferase activity. The transcript has 8 exons.
GAGCAGCGCGGGAGCCGAAGUAAGCAAGUGUUGUGUGGAUACCUAACGCCAUCGAGCGUUGUUUAGCACAUUCAGACGCCCGUUGAAUGGGAUUCUCGAGAAAGCUCACGAUAUGGAUACUUACGCUAUAUGCGGUACGUGAUGUGAGCGUGUCAUGAAACUGCUCACGGGACUCAUCAUGUGGAAGAACUUGAAGAUGAGAUGGCCGUCGAAUUCGAAGGCGUCUUUUCUGUUGUUCGCCGUCUUUUGGAUAUACAUUGUUCUCGCUACCACGACGAUCGUCAAGACUCGUUCCACUGCGGACAAUCUGGCGGCCGCGGACACGGACAGCAACCUGACACGUACCUACAGUAUCUCGGUUUGGAAAGUCGGCGCUCGGAUGAAAAGAAGGUUCCUCAGAUCCUUCGGAUCAAAGGAACUGGAUCCGUUUCGGUUCUGCUCUGUCAGCAAUUGCCGUCUAGUCACCAAUGACAGUGAGGUCGAGCGGAGCGACGCUGUCAUGUUUCAUUUACACUUACUCGAAGAUCUCAAAGCAAACUUGCCAAAACGACCGAAUCCCGAACAGCUGUGGAUUUUCUUCACGGACGAAGCUCCUUAUCACACUUUCAUGGCGAAUCGGGCCUUAAAAAUGAAAGACCUCAAUGGACUCUUCAACUUGAGCAUGACCUACCGAUCGGAUUCCGACAUUCCCGUACCCUACGGCAGAACUGUAGUUCUCGAGACUCCGAGCGAGGAGGAUUACGCUUCGAUUGUGCUGCGGAAGACCCGGAACGUCACCAUACUCGGCUCGAACUGUGGCUCGAAGAAUCGUAGAUGGGAGUACGUGAGAGAGCUCCAGAAAUAUAUCGAUGUGAACAUUUACGGCGGCUGCGGGAAACCUGCCUGUCCGGGCCAUUUUACUCGAGACUGCGAUGUCAUCAGAGAUUACCGCAUUUACUUAGCUUUCGAGAACUCAAACUGUGACGAAUACAUCACGGAAAAGCUCUGGUACAACGCCUACUCCAAGUACGCCAUACCCGUCGUCAUGGGGGGCACCCGCGAGAAUUACGAGCGGCUCUGUCCGCCAAACAGUUUCAUCCACGUCGAAGAUUUCGAUUCGCCUCAGACCCUCGCCGAUUACUUGAGUGAUAUCCUGAGCCAUCCAGACAAAUUGCUGGCUUACCACGAUUGGCGAAGACACUACCAAGUCCUGAAUGAACAUGGCUAUUUCGGGAGUCCAUCGCUGCAUCUAUGUAGAAUGUGCGAAGCGAUCCAGAAACCACGCCAGCCUCAGGUGCUCGAUCACCUUGAAGAAUGGUGGAGCGUCAAACGAGAUUGUAGGAAAUCGCUUUUCUGAGUACAAUC